AUGUAUUUUCAACGAUUUUCAACUUCCGACAAUCCACUUCUUUUUCCAAAUAUUCAAACAAUAUACUCUGAUAAUAUUAACAUUCAACAAACAUCUGCCAACCUUUUUCAUUCUAUAGGAGAUAUGAAGCAUGUUACGUUUAGUCCAGAAGAACAAAUAAAUCAAUCAUUAAAAACUAAUCCUCAAAACCGUAAAACAAAAAAUCCAGCGGUUUCACACUUAUUCUCUGAAACAACUUCGGAUGAAGUUUUAAAUGACAAUCGGUCUAAUAAUGGGCCUUCUUUAUCAAAUUCAACCAAACUCACACAUAACUAUAGACGAAAUAAAUUACGAAAAUCUAUUGAUUUGCUAUUUAAAGUGUUUAAAAAAUCGUCAAAGAAACAUCCUGAUUAUCGAAAAUCUAUUCAAGCAUUAAAGGAUUUAAACUAUAACGAAGCUAUCAAUUUAUUUACUCAAAUCUUAAAAGAGCAUCCUAAUAGUUACAUAGUCAGAUGUAAUCUUGCUUAUGCUGCGUAUCAAAUUGAAGAUUGGGAUAGAGCUAUCGAAGAUUUAAAUCAUGCCAUUUCUAAAAAUCCAAGAAAGGCUCGUGCUUAUGCCUUUCGUGGUGAAGUGUAUCGUUCAAGAUCUAUGUAUGAUAAAGCUUUGGCUGACCUUAAUAAAUCCGUGAAAAUACAAAAGAAUAGUUUUGCAUUAAGAUCACGUGCUGAAGUUUAUAGUUCCACUCAACAAUACGAGAAAGCUAUCCUAGAUUUAAAUUUGGCUUUAAAUAUUGAUCCAAAAAACAUUUUCAUUUUGAUUCAAAGAGCAAAGGUACGUUGUUUACUUGGACUAUAUGAUGAAGCUUUGAAAGAUUUAAAUUAUACACUUGAAUCAGAUAAGAUAGUUAAUGUUUCAAUAUUAGCAAAUCGUGGUGAAAUUUAUCGAAUUAUAGGACAUUACGAUUUAGCGCUCGCUGAUUUAGAAGCUGCGUUACGUUAUGAAGAAAAUAUUUUUGCGUUAGAACAAAGAGGUUUGGUUUAUAGAGCUAUGGGCAAUAAUGAUGAUGCUUUAUCAGAUUUUGAAAGAAUUUUACGAAAAAAUCCUUUAUAUUUCAACGCUCAUAAGAAUAUAGCGGAAAUUCUUACCAAUUUAAAAGAAUACAAAAAAGUUCUUAUACAUGCAAAUAUCAUUUUACAUAUUAAACCUUCUGACUUUCAAUUAUUAAAAAUUCGAGGAGAGGCUUAUCAUUCUCUUGGUUUUUAUGACAAUGCUAUAAAAGAUUAUACUUCUGCAUUGGAGAUUGUUCCUAAUGAUGGGGAAAUACUUCAAAAAAGGGGUGAAAUUUAUCGUUUGCUUCAAGAUUUUGAAAAAGCGUUAAAUGAUUUUUCAAAAGUUAUAAAAAUUGAUCCUAAGUGUGUGUACGCACUGGCUCGACGUGGUGAAAUCUACCGAAUGAUAAGAAAAGACAAUCAAGCAAUAAUCGAUUUAGAUGAAGCAAUUAAUCUUGAUCCUAAUAAUUUAAUGGCUCGUGAAAGCCGUGGUGCUACUAAUAGAAUGCUAAAAAGAUAUGAAGAAUCUUUAGAAGAUCUCAAUGAAGCAAUAAGUUUAAAUCCAAAAAAUGUGUUUGCUCUUACAAAUCGUGGUGCUGUUUUUCAUAAAUUGAAAAGGUAUCAUGAAGCUUUAUCGGACUUGGAUAAAGCUUUAAAACUUAAUCCAAAACACGUUUUCGCAUUGGAAACUCGUGGUGCUUUAUAUAAUAGUUUGGGUAAAUAUAAAGUUGCACUUACAGAUUUGAAUAAUGUAUUAGAAAUGAAAUCUUCUAAUAAUUGGGCAUUGGCUUAUCGAGGAGAUGCUUUAUUAUCAUUAGGGAGGUAUGAUGAAGCAUUGGAGGAUUUAAACAAGGUGUUGGAUAGUCUACCUGAUUGGGAUUAUCCAUUAUCGUUAAGAGGUGCCGUUUAUCGAGCCUUGAAGUUAAAUACAAAGGCGUUAUUAGAUUUAAAUCGCGCUGUCUAUAAUGCAUUAGGAAAGUAUAAUGAAGCAUUUGCCGAUUUGAAUAGGGUUUUAAUUAGAGAUCCGAAAAAUGUAGUCGCGAUAAGUGAACUAAUUGCUGCUUAUGAUGCUAUGGGAAAAAAAGAAAGUGCAUUGGUUGAUUUGGAAAAUGUUUUGGCAACAGAUCCUAAAAAUGUAUUCGCAUUACGUAAAUAUGAGAUUUUGAGAAAAGAAACUGACAUAGCUGAAAACAGCACAACUUUAAAAAAAAUACAUCGUACUACUGACAGUGAUGAUAUUCAGUUUUCUGUGCUCACACCUGUCAUUAGAGGUAGUAAUAAGUCAAAUUCUUGGAGGGAUUCUAAUUUUGUAGAAAUUUCAAAAUUUGGUUCAGUUUAUCAAAAUAUUCCUUCCGGAACACCUACUACCGCACACAAUAAAAUCGAACGACUAUUUUUAUUGCUUGAAAAACAGAAAGAUGCAAUUUAUCAUAUAUUGGACACCCAAAAAGUAUACGUGUACGCAGUAGAACUUGGUUUACAGCAAGAUUAUCUCAUGCCGUGCAUCACUUGUUGGGUUGAUGAAUAUCUCGAUAAGUCCGUAAUAGAACAGAUUUCAGCUUUAUUCAAUAAUGAGUACAAAAUCAUGGACAAGGUUGUGGGUCCAGUAGAAACAGACUUGAAUGCUCAACAUGAAUCAGAAAAAGAUGAAAUUCGUGAAAACAAUGACGGAGAUGAUGAUAAAGUAAACAGCUGCGAUGAUAAUAAAGGCAGUGAUAGGACUGAUGGUAAAGGAAAAUAG
This is a messenger RNA of Cetraspora pellucida, 2769 nucleotides long. The record is from the annotation of a GenBank genome assembly. Lineage: Eukaryota; Fungi; Glomeromycota; Glomeromycetes; Diversisporales; Gigasporaceae.